Molecule: messenger RNA, 633 nt
Organism: Solanum stenotomum
Lineage: Eukaryota; Viridiplantae; Streptophyta; Magnoliopsida; Solanales; Solanaceae
Exons: 1
Coding region: 1-633 (210 amino acids)
Source: RefSeq, a predicted model, not a curated record
AUGGCGACAAACAGCAAUGAAAUCGACAAUAACUUUCUUACAUUGUCACUAUCUUUUCCUCCUCCUCCCGUCGUAGCACCGCCACCUCCACCGCCACCACCACCAUCUUCUCGCCGUCCACGUAAGCGAAAGCGCACAUUGAAAAGCGAAACGAUUCCACCGCCUUAUCCAUGGGCGACUAAUCAUCGAGCAAAGGUUCACAGUCUUAACAUGCUACGAUUGAAUCAGAUAUCAACGAUAACCGGUGAAGUUCAAUGCAGAAGAUGUGAUAGGAAAUACGAAAUAGGAUUCGAUUUGUGUGAUAAGUUUGCACAAAUUGGAAGCUUUAUUUUGGCAAAUAAAGAGUUGAUGCAUCAACGUGCACCGAGUAUUUGGAUGAAUCCGAUUUAUCUGAAUUGCAAAUUUUGUGAACAAGAGAAUAGUGUGAAACCGAUUAUUGCAUCGAAGAAGAAAUCGAUUAAUUGGGUUUUUUUACUAUUGGGUCAGUUUAUUGGAUGUUGUACGCUUGAUCAGCUCAAGUAUUUCUGCAAACAUAACGAGAUCCACAGGACGGGUGCUAAGGAUCGUGUUCUUUAUCAAACGUAUUUGAGUCUUUGCAGACAGCUUGAUAAUACUGGCCCGUUUUAUUACUAA